Candidula unifasciata is the source of this 609-nucleotide messenger RNA. The record is from the annotation of a GenBank genome assembly. Lineage: Eukaryota; Metazoa; Mollusca; Gastropoda; Stylommatophora; Geomitridae.
AUGCGUGUUCCAAUUUGUUCCAAAAUAUUUGUUAAUAUAUUUCAAAUGUUACAUUACAUGUUUGCCACUCAUACACAGUUUUUAUUAUUAUUGUUAUUAUUAUUAUUAUUAUUAUUAUUAUUAUUAGCACCUGGCAGGGAGACGAAGGAAAGGGAGAAGAUGCUGCAGAACAAACUAGCAGAGUUGAACACACAGCUGCAGCGGCUGGAGAAAUGUAUGUCCAUGCUGAAGGCAGAGAACGAUGUUUUGAGAAAGAAACAAAGCGAUCAGAGACUUUUAGAGCAGAAAGUCCGAAUGUUAAGGAAACGCAACGCCAACCUGGCCGCCAUCAACAGACGACUAGAAGAACGGGUCAGGUGGUUACAAGAUAGGGAAUCCCGGAAAGCCCUCCAGAUUGAGGAGAACCAGGAGUUGGUGCACAUCAUCAAGGUGGCUGCCAAGGAGAGGCUGCAGCUGGAGCAUGAGCUGGCACACAGCAGGAUGAAGAUGGUAAGACACGCUGCAGUGUUAAUAUCUAAGAUAGGCAGCCACGGUGGACUGCUUCUCUGUUUGAUGUCUUUUAUUGAAUCUCCGUCCACAUUUGCUGAAAUAGUUACCAGGAAAUGUUAG